Messenger RNA from Histoplasma mississippiense, 480 nucleotides. RefSeq lists its product with no specific name. The record is from RefSeq and is a predicted model, not a curated record. The transcript has 6 exons. The coding region runs from base 1 to 480 and encodes 159 amino acids. NCBI's taxonomy places the organism in Eukaryota, Fungi, Ascomycota, Eurotiomycetes, Onygenales, Ajellomycetaceae.
AUGGCAAACCCAGCCCCAUUAGUUAGCUGCAGUGCUAGCUACUGGUCCGAGGGAAAUAGAUGUGGGCUGAAUGGCGAUGAAGGAAACUAUCAAGCAGAUAGCAAUGUGUGUCAGGCUGCAAUCCAUGAUGGUGUCAUCAUGGACUCAACCAGUGGUUGUGGUGUGGUCGAACUGACCGGCGCUGGCCACUCAUAUUUUCCAAGCAAGGGCCAUGGCCUCAAAUCAUUCAGCAAGACAAUUCUAUACUUGGGACCAGCUUUUGUCAGCGCGCUUAACAACUACACAUUUGCCCUAUGGAUAUCCAUUCAGCGUCUUACCCCUUAUGACAUCAAAGCCCAACCAGGCGCACCCAUCGCCUUAGGAAUCAUGAUCACCAUCAUCCUAUCAAUUAUGUCAACAAAAACCCUGAGAGGGAGCGCUAUUAAUAAGAAGAAAUUGUCCGAGUUGGGGGAUCAGCGCCAACUGAGGGGUAAAUUGUAA